Messenger RNA from Branchiostoma floridae (Florida lancelet), 924 nucleotides. RefSeq lists its product as uncharacterized. The record is from RefSeq and is a predicted model, not a curated record. The transcript is spliced from 2 exons. The coding region runs from base 389 to 814 and encodes 141 amino acids. Lineage: Eukaryota; Metazoa; Chordata; Leptocardii; Amphioxiformes; Branchiostomatidae.
GAAACACAUCUCUUUGAUGUCCCGAAUGACAGAAACGCCCCCUUCUGGGCGUACCGGAACGACAGCUGGGACCGACUCGCUGUGCCGUGAAAGACAGACAUGAUUGUGUGACACAUGACGUCACAGCCUCCAGGGAAACCAUAUUUAUGGCGUUCCGUACCGGAGUUUAUGUAUUUUGCCGCUGAUUGAUGGGCAAUUUCCCUGCCUCCCCCCGACUGCUCGUGCGCGCAGUCCUCCCCAUGUAUUACAGGAGUGAUUGAUAUUUUCCAAAAGACAUAUUCAUCACGAUGCGAGGCAAAUGCAAUAAUCUCAAGCUGUACGGUGCGUAUGUUCGGGAAGAAAGUUAAUUUGAAGUUAAGAUGCAAGUAACCGCCGUGAAGGACGUGGAAUGUCAGAACGAGAAACGGCGGUAAAUUCUGUUAGAAUAUGCGAGUUUUCCAGUCUGAUUGAACAGUGUCAGGCGGCGGUCGAAACUAAUUUGCUGUGGCCCGAGGCUGGGAGACAGCCGGGAGCGUUUUCUCCUGCGGGAGCGCUUUUGAAGAGCCAGCAGCUUCAUAUAACAUCCCCACUCAGCCCAGAAGCCGUCGCUGACGGGUUGCUAACAGGUUGCGUUCCCUCCCAGCUCUAUCUGCGGCCCGCAGCCUCUGUGCGCUCCGCACCGCGUUUGCAAACCAAAGUGUGCAGAGACCCCGAACAGGCGCGUGCCCGCUGCCCAGAGCCCGCAGAAACAGACAGGGGUGAACAUGGCGACCCGGAGAGCGCUGGGACUACACUGGGCCCUGAUCUUUCUCUGGCGAAUCGCUCCGUUAGCUAGCGGAGCUUCAUACCGAGUACGACCACAGCCUACUGCUGUCCUGCAUGGUCAAACUGUGGUCCUGAGAUGUGCUUUUGAUCAAAUCAGUGACAAGGAUAUUGUGAUAUGGG